CUAAAAGCAAGUUUCUGUUAUUGGGUCCUUGGCUUCCCUAUCUCAUGCGAGUGGUAGUUUACUCAUUGACGUUUCACUUGCAGCUGCCCUGUGGUAGGCAGGGUAGGAUGACCCACAGGAAGUCAUGGUGACUACGCAUAGCUGAAAGUGAUUGUCCCACUACUCUUCAGAUCAGGUCAGACUCUUCGGUGGACAUGAAUGAUGGUGAGAAGGAGCUCUCACCUACCAUUUGGUGCAGUUCUAAAGGGAUGCAAAGGACUAAAGAUUGUGUUAAUACACCAGAAGGAGCAACUGCAUGGUUUGGCCCGAAUCCCCCACAGAAAAACUUCAUCCAACUAGACCAAACAGACAAUCUGAAGACCUUCCUGAAGGGGGAGCCUCAAGUACUGGGGGUGGCUCAGAUCCUGAUUGGUUUGAUGAAAGUGUGCCUAUUUGCUAUAGGUCUGCGUUUUCGUUCUUCUGACUUUUCCCAUUGGUGUUAUUCCCCAACCAUGAGCUCAGGAUAUCUUAUAUGGGGAUCCUUAUUUUUCUUUGUGUCUGGAGCUGUGUCUAUUGCUGCUGGAAGAAACAUGACAUUAAACCUGAUCAAAGGCAGCCUGGGAGUGAACAUACUCAGUGCUGUGGUUGGGGGAGUAGGGAUAAUCUUGUCAACAGUAGGACUGACUGUGGUACAUGAAUUGGAAAAAAGUUGUCUUAUUCUUAGGGCACUUGAGAUUGGGCUACUAGUCCUCUCCCUGCUGGAAGUCAGCAUCGCUCUCUCUCUCUCUGUGUUUGGGUGCAAGGUGACCUGCUUUGUCACACAGGUGGUGGUUAUUAAGCCAAACAAUGACAAGGUGCCCUCGGUAAUGGCCCCUUAUGAACAUAUUUAUGAGGACCUGGAGUUUUAACAGGAUAGUUCCUGCUUUUAGAAAAAUUAUUCAUUGAGUAUCACUAGGUCAUUAAUAACCUGCCCGCUGGAAAGCAGUCACAUUUGUGCAUGGGAACAUAAUUAUUACAAAACCAAAUAAAAUACAUUUUUCCCUCUA
Mustela lutreola (European mink) is the source of this 1025-nucleotide messenger RNA. Its product is annotated as membrane-spanning 4-domains subfamily A member 4A-like. NCBI's taxonomy places the organism in Eukaryota, Metazoa, Chordata, Mammalia, Carnivora, Mustelidae. The transcript is spliced from 7 exons. Bases 195 to 887 code for a protein of 230 amino acids. The record is from RefSeq and is a predicted model, not a curated record. Gene Ontology annotation, cellular component: Golgi apparatus; membrane.